UUCGUUGGGACGCCGUGUAGCAUCUAGCGCGUAGGUAUAUUAUUGUGUGGCUGUGCCUCCUUGUGUUGCUGGCGGAAUCUACUUGUUCCAAGAAAAUGGCAGAUGUUAGUAAAGAAGAUCUUGAAAAGGAAAUCGCGAAGAUCCUUAAGAAUGCGAACCUAGCAAAGACCUCAACUAAGAAGGUUAUCCAGAAAUUAGAGAAGGUAUUUGAUACUGAUCUAAGCGAAAAGAAGAAGGUGAUUGAUCAACUUGUCAUGGACUUUGUGAACAGUAAGGGUUCUGACGAAGAAGAGGAAGAGGAAGAUGAAGAAGAGGAGGAGGAAGAGAAAAAGCCAGCAAAACGUGCGGCACCAGCUGCUAAGGCAUCUUCAAAAAAAGCUAGAAAGGAAAGUUCUGAGGAGGAGGAAGAAGAUGGCACAAAUGACAGUGAAUCUGAGGAGGAGAAAAAGAAGCCAGCACCGAAGAAGGGCAAGAAGAAGAAGGGCUCAGAAGAUUCCGAUAGCGAUUGGGGAAAGAAGAAGGAGAAAGCUGCUAAACCUAAAAAGGCUGGCAGCCGCGGCAAAGGAGGCGGUUACACGCGCGCCUACAAACUUUCCCCAGCACUGGCUGAACUCAUGGGUCAAGACGAGAUGCCACGACACGAAGUCGUCAAGAGGGUCUGGACAAUCAUCAAAGAGAAGAAUCUCUAUGACCCCAACAACAAACAGUUCGCCAUCUGCGAUGACGCCCUGUACAAAGUUAUCGGAACGAAGAGAUUUCGCACUUUCGGUAUGAUGAAAUACCUAAAGACGCAUUUCCUUGAUGAAUAAACUAGUAUUUAUUGUAAGUUAUAUUUGUGACGCAGUUUUGUAAAACCCUUCAUCUCACUUACGACCUUUGAGACAUUGAUAAAAAAUUUGUCUUAUAAAGCCUACCUGAACCUACGAAAACGUGGAAUGUUUUAAAAUUAUGCUGACUGUUAGUAAAAUAUACAAAUAGAAUCUAUUGCAAUGGAAUGGAAAAGAGAUGAUAAAAUGUAUAAAAAAUUCUUAACAAACAUUGACGUUUGUAGCGUUUUGCAAAACCGCGCCGAAACUAUCAUUACAUUAUAUAUUCUAUCAAUAUAGACAUACAUUUGAGUAUGUAUUUUUUAUAUUGUUUGAACGAUUGCACUAUUAUCAAUAUUGUCUGAAUAGUUUUUGCCGAUGAAUGUUUAAUGCAAAUUUAGACGUAAGUAUUCUUAAUGACUACAAUUGAAUUAUAUUUCUAUAGAUCUCUGAUAUAUCAUGAUGAAUGAUGAUUUAUAAUUUUAAAUUCAUAAUAUACUUUAUUGUGAUAUUUUAAGGGACGAAAGUGGCAGCUUUGGCAUCAAUUAAUCAGAGUGCGGAAGUGUCCUCCUAUAACUUCUAUACAUUACACAUAAUCAUAUAUUACUCUAGUUUUAUAUUUCCUUUUUAAACAUAUAAUAUUGACUUUACAUGUAUUUAACUAUCAAAAUCAGUGCGUAACAAAUACAGUAAGUCAAUUUUAUCGUACUUGCAGUUGUCAUAUUAAAAAUUAAAUUAAUUAAUUAAAAUUAUUGGACAACAUCACAUACAUUACUCUGAUCCCAAUGUAAGUAGCUAAAGCACUUGUGUUAUGGAAAUCAGACACAAACACCCAGACCCAAG
Vanessa atalanta (red admiral) is the source of this 1649-nucleotide messenger RNA. It is a transcript of the gene Non2, whose product is annotated as upstream activation factor subunit spp27. Gene Ontology annotation, cellular component: nucleus. Bases 96 to 809 code for a protein of 237 amino acids. NCBI's taxonomy places the organism in Eukaryota, Metazoa, Arthropoda, Insecta, Lepidoptera, Nymphalidae. The record is from RefSeq and is a predicted model, not a curated record. The transcript has 5 exons.